Messenger RNA from Papaver somniferum (opium poppy), 1098 nucleotides. RefSeq lists its product as uncharacterized. Lineage: Eukaryota; Viridiplantae; Streptophyta; Magnoliopsida; Ranunculales; Papaveraceae. The transcript has a single exon. The coding region runs from base 137 to 823 and encodes 228 amino acids. The record is from RefSeq and is a predicted model, not a curated record.
UCCUUCCUUGUUUAAAACCCAAAGCUUUACACUGGAACGAACUUCUCUCAAUCUGUCGAGACUAGUUCAAAGUCUCGGCCUUCUUUACCAAGAAAAAAUAUCCAAAGCCCCAAGAAAAUCGAAAACUCAAGUAGCCAUGAAAAAGCUCUACAAGAAAGGAAAAAUUCAUCCAUCACCGCCGCACCACUUCUCGGAUCAACUGGCAUUUCUUCCGGCAACAAUUUUGACUCUCACAGUUGCUUUGUCACCGGAAGAUAGAGAGGUUUUAGCUUAUUUAAUCUGUUUCUCAGGUAAUUUAUCUUCUUUUACCGGUAAUAAUCGGAAGAAAAACUACGGCGGCGGCGGCGGUUCUGGUUUUAAUGGCGGUGAGCAUUCAACCUCAUUCAACUGUGAUUGUUUUAGAUGUUAUACAAGUUUUUGGUUUAGGUGGGAUUGUUCACCUAAUCGUCAAUUGAUUCAUGAGAUCAUCGAUGCUUAUGAAAAUGAUAAUCAAGUCUUAUCAACUGAUAAGAAAAAGAAGAAGAUGAAGCAGAACAAGAAAGAUAGGAAGAAGAAAGAGUCUUCUGAUACCAACACCGCAGCAAGUAUUAUUAAUGAUAAUGAAGUAGUGAUUUUGGAGAUGAAACAGUUUGAACAAGUUUCAGAAGAAAUUUUUGACUCACCGGGAUCAUUUGAGAUUAUUAAUGGUGUUGGAGAUAUUAGUGAGAAUGAUGAUGAUGAUAAUGUUGUUAUUGAAGAAGUAAAACAACAAGAUUUAGAAAAGGGUUCAAUGAGGAAAUUAAUUAGUUUUGUUGGUGGAAAAAUCUGGGGUGUUUGGGGUUAAUUUGAUUAUUAAUUACUGAAUUUUUCUAGUUUAAUGGCAAAAAAGAAACCAAAAGAGGUUAGUCUGUUUUAUUAAUUUUUGUUAUUUGCUGACAUUUCGGAUUAGGGUUUUACUAGCAAAAAAUUCGUUUUCUCCUUAGUUUAUUGAGCUAGCUUUUUCACCCCUUUGAAAUCUUGAUUGUUGUUUAUUCAUUGAUCUGCAAACCCUUACAUUUUAACUGCUAGAAUGUCCUCAUUUGGUGGUUCUAAAUAUUUCAGUGCCAGAAGUAACAGUGA